AUGCUGAAGAAAAACGUGGCGAACGAGGUUCCAGAGGCGAUCACGGCGCUCGCCGUGUGUUAUCGCGACGGGGAUUACGGCCUCGUGAAGUCCGCAAAGAAGGCCGCGAAACUCUACAAGCGCGCCGUGGAGCUCGGGGACGUGAAGGCGAUGACUUCCCUUGGUGUAUAUUACAAGAACGGAAAUGGCGUAAAGAUGGACGAAGCGAAGGCGAAGCAAUUGUAUCGAAUGGCCGCGGAUCGCGGCGACUACAUCGCGCAGAUGAAUCUCGGAGGCCUCCUCCUGGCCGAGAAGAACGACGACGAAGCCUACCGCUGGUUCCUCCUGGCGGCACAGCAGGGCUUCACCGCAGCCGAGCUUCAGGUCGGCAUCGCGCACGGUGCUGGCUGGGGAGUGGCCAAGGACUACGUGGAAGCGAAACGGUGGUUCUUGCGAGCAGCAGCCAAGGGUUGCGAGCGCGCAAAGGGCUACCUCGAGCAGAUGGACUGUAAGAAGGCGAUUAGGCAGAGUCGUCCCGCAGCGGAUCAAGGCGACGUGCAGGCGCAGUACACGCUCGGCAACUUUCUAAGCGAUCACGGAAAAGAGCUCGAGGACCGCGGCGAACACGAAGAAUCUAUCGCGGCCUACGAGGAGUCCGUGCGCUAUUUGACGCUUGCUGCUGCCCAAAACUACGGGGAGGCUCAGCACAACCUGGCUCUCGCCUACGCGGAAGGUCGCGGCGUCGAGCAGGAUCUCGCAGCGACCGUGCCGAAACUUUACGAGCGCGCCGCUGAUCUGGGCAACGUGAGAGCGAUGACGGAGCUCGGGACGUUCUACGUCAACGGUGACGGCGUCAAGCUGGACAAGCGGAAGGGGAUGGCCCUCACACGUACUGCCGCGGACCGCGGUUUUGCAAUGGCACAACACAAUCUCGCAGUCCAGUUGGCAAAGGAUUCGGGGGUGUUUGGCGCGGAGAGUCACAACAAAGUGGUUUCGAUGGAAAUCAUUCGAUUGUACAGACUCGCGGCCGAGCAGGGAUACACCGGGUCCGAGAACAACCUCGGCAACUGGUACAUGCGCGGCGGAUUGGGUGUCGAUCAGGACAUCGACGAAGCCGUGUUCUGGUACAGACGGGCGGCUAGAAAAGGACACAAGAACGCGUCGUCCGUGCUUACGCAGCUUGGUAUUGAUCACAUCAAGGGCCAGGCUCCCAGCAACCCAAGAAACGUGAUGCGAGAGUCGACUCUCACAUCAAGGGCCAGGCUCCCAGCAACCCGUCCACGCUGA
This is a messenger RNA of Aureococcus anophagefferens, 1266 nucleotides long. RefSeq lists its product as hypothetical. NCBI's taxonomy places the organism in Eukaryota, Pelagophyceae, Pelagomonadales, Pelagomonadaceae. Bases 1 to 1266 code for a protein of 421 amino acids. The record is from RefSeq and is a predicted model, not a curated record. Gene Ontology annotation, molecular function: protein binding. The transcript has 2 exons.